Molecule: messenger RNA, 5009 nt
Organism: Microtus oregoni (creeping vole)
Lineage: Eukaryota; Metazoa; Chordata; Mammalia; Rodentia; Cricetidae
Gene: Crtc3
Product: CREB regulated transcription coactivator 3
Exons: 15
Coding region: 192-2048 (618 amino acids)
Biological process (GO): protein homotetramerization; positive regulation of transcription by RNA polymerase II
Cellular component (GO): cytoplasm; nucleus
Molecular function (GO): cAMP response element binding protein binding
Source: RefSeq, a predicted model, not a curated record
GCGUGGGGGCGGACCUCGGCGCGCUCCCGGCCGCUCGCUGGGCUCUGGGGCCGCGGCGGCUCCUCUGCCGGGUCGCGCCGGAGGACGGGCUUCGGGCGGCGGCUUGGGCGGCCUGCGGAGCGAGCGGGUGGGCCGAGCCGCAGGGCCCCGCGCCUGCCAUCUGCUGAGCCCGGUCGCGCGGGGCGCGCGCCAUGGCCGCCUCGCCGGGCUCGGGCAGCGCCAACCCGCGGAAGUUCAGCGAGAAGAUCGCGCUGCACACGCAGCGGCAGGCCGAGGAGACGCGGGCCUUCGAGCAGCUCAUGACCGACCUCACCCUGUCGCGGGUUCAGUUUCAGAAGCUUCAGCAGCUGCGCCUGACCCAGUACCACGGGGGAUCCCUGCCUAACGUGAGCCAGCUGCGGAACAGCACCCCCGAGUUCCAGCCGACAUUUCAUCCAGCUGAUAAUGUUCGCGGAACCCGCCACCAUGGGCUGGUGGAGAGGCCAGCCCGGAACCGCUUCCACCCCCUUCACCGAAGGUCUGGGGAGAAGCCAGGGAGACAAUUUGAUGGGAAUACUUUUGCAGCCAGUUAUCCUUCGCAGGCCCUGGAUGAGAGCUGGCCAAGGCAGCAGCCUCCUUGGAAAGAAGAAAAGCAUCCUGGAUUCAGGCUGACGUCUGCACUUAACAGGACCAAUUCUGAUUCUGCUCUUCAUACGAGUGCUCUGAGCACCAAGCCCCAGGACCCCUAUGGAGGAGGUGGCCAGUCACCCUGGCCUGCCCCAUACAUGGGUUUCUGUGAUGGAGAAAAUGACGGCCAUGGGGAAGUAGCAUCUUUUCCUGGGCCGUUGAAAGAAGAGAAUCUGUUAAAUGUUCCGAAGCCACUGCCUAAGCAGCUGUGGGAGACCAAGGAGAUCCAGUCUCUGUCUGGACGCCCGCGAUCCUGUGAUGUUGGGGGAGGCAAUGCUUUCCCACAUAACGGCCAAAACAUAGGCCUCUCUCCGUUCCUGGGGACCCUGAACACCGGAGGGUCAUUGCCUGACCUAACCAACCUCCACUACUCGGCACCCCUGCCAGCCUCCCUGGACACCAGCGACCACCUCUUUGGUAGCAUGAGUGUGGGGAACAGCGUGGGCAACCUUCCAGCUGCUAUGACUCACCUGGGCAUAAGGAACUCCUCCGGUCUGCAGAGUUCUCGAAGCAAUCCUUCCAUUCAAGCCACACUCAAUAAGAUGACGCUGUCCUCAUCCCUCAAUAACCACCCACAGACAUCUGCAGCCAAUGCGUCCACUCUUCACCCCUCGCUCCGACUCUUCUCCCUCAGCAACCCCUCGCUUUCCACCACAAACAUGAGCGGCCCUUCUCGGCGAAGGCAGCCACCAGUCAGUCCUCUCACGCUCUCUCCUGGCCCGGAAGCACAUCAAGGUUUCGGCAGACAGCUUUCUUCUACCAGCCCACUGAACCCCUAUCCUGCCUCCCAGAUGGUGUCCUCAGAGCAAAGCCUUUCCUUCCUGCCCACAGAAGCUCAAGCCCAACUGUCCCCACCGCCCCCUUACCCCACAUCCCAGGAGAUGCCUCAACCCCUCCUGCAGCAGCCCCAUGCCCAGGAGCCCCCUGCUCCUCAGCCUCAGGCAGCCCCCUCCCUGCCACAGUCAGACUUCCAGCUCCUCACUGCCCAGGACUCAUCUCUGACCAACUUCUUUCCAGAUGUGGGCUUUGACCAACAGCCCAUGAGACCCAGCCCUGCCUUUCCUCAACAGGUGCCUUUGGUGCAGCAGAGCCACCGGGAACCACAGGACUCGUUUCCUUUGAGACCAAACCCGUAUUCCAACUGUGGAAACUUCCCAGACGCCAUCCUGACAGAAGAUCCAAGCACCAACCUGUUCAAAGGCCUUAGUGGGGGGCUGUCGGGCAUGCCUGAGGUCGGCCUGGACAUGGACACUCCGUUUCCAUUGGAAGAGGAGCUACAGAUCGAACCCUUGAGCCUGGACGGACUCAACAUGUUAAGUGACUCCAGCAUGGGCCUGCUGGACCCCUCUGUGGAGGAGACAUUUCGAGCUGACCGGCUCUGAGUAGAACACGGUGGAGCAGGGGGACUGAAAUAGUCAGAGCAGAGCCAAAAAUGGAGCCAGCAGACAUCCCGACAUCAGCCAUCUGUCCCAGGCUCUCCCCUGAAGUCCUAGCUCAGAGGUCAUGGCUUUUCUAGGCACAGCUGCAUCCUGCCUCUCCGGCCUGUGGCACCGUUGUACUGCCACAGGCCGGCUGCUGUGGAGCUUCUGAUGACUGAGGUCACCGUGUCACCCUUCAUUCUUUGCUGGCGUCUAGUCAGCGUGUAAACAUAGAAAGUGCUGUGGGACAGGUGCUUCCGUAGCACCACCAGAGCUCCGACCCGCACAUCCCAGUCAGCACCUAAGAGGGGCCACAGGCCCGUGGAGUUGGUUCAGCACCACACAACGGUACCGGAGCACCAUGAUGCCUUUCUGUCUGGCCGCCAAGGCCAGGCACCCUCCGGCUGGUGGAUAUUCUGGGCCAUUGCUCUGCCAGGUGGUGUAAUGAAGAGGACGACGCCUACCCACCCGUCCCAGGGCAGGCUGUUGUUAGCAGGCCCAGCUCAGCUUGCUCCCUCCCAGUCCGGUACCUCUUUGCUGCUGCUUCCCUGUGCGUGCACAGGAGAAGAGGGAGUGAAAAGAGUCCCUGGAACCAGGAUGAGCCUAAAGAGGGCAGUGCUCCUUUUAGGAGGCGGUGGGCAUGUCCCCUGCACAAGGUGUUCUGCAUCUUAGGCCGGCCACCCUGAAGCCCCACUGGGCAGAGCUGCUGGGACUCCUGUCAGUGCGUAGCAGCUGAACGGCCCCUUCCCUCCCCAGCUCUCUCUGUGUAAUGCAAUCCUACUAGACUGUAAGCUCCAUGAGGGCAGGAGCUGUGCCUUGUUCCUUACUGAACCCCUAGUGCCUGACGGGACUGAGGGCUGUGUGACUGGGUGUGGCACCCGGUCGUGGAUGAUUGACUAGAUACGCCGCCCGCGGUAGGGCGGACUGACCUGUAGCUGUCGCUAGUCCCUGCUUGAGCUCAGAGCUUCAGCCUUCUCUCACUGGUGCCUUCAGCUCACACUCACUUGGAUAUGCCUUACCACACUGGAUGACCAGCUCCGUCACUAGGCGCAGCAGCCAUCCUCCUCGGGAUCACAUCCCUCAGCAGCUAGGCGGGAAUCAUCCAGAAUGGCUGGGCACACCAGAGCCCCUAAGUGUGGGACACCCAGGAUCUUCACUAGGCCCCCAGUGUAGAACCUUUCUACUCAGACCCAUGCUUUUCAUUCUAAAUUGCCUAAAAUAGAGGUGCAUAGUAAAUGAGACUGGAUUCAUGGGACUUUCGUGAUGCAUUAACACCUUAUCGCCCAAUAAUCUGACCAGAUUCCACCACUACUGCCUCCUAACCCUGAGUGGGGAAGUGGUGGUGCCCAUGUAGCCUUCAGGGGAAGAGAUGACGGGGGCAGGGCUAAAGAAGAGUCUUUGCUCAGACAGCUGCUACCCUCCCUGAAGGCCGGCAUAGCCCAGGCUCAUUGCCUUUCCACCCAGGCCAGCAAGGAUGAAGUAGAAGAAAGCCAGCACAUCUGUGCCUGUGGCGAGCAGAGCCUGUGCACAGGACUCUGGCUCCCACACCUCCCUGCAUCUCGUCAGCAUCUUCUCUUAGGCCUUCUCCAUGAUCCUUCAAACAGCCCUGAUGGUGCCGUACUCCACCUUCCUCUAGGACCCAAGCAUUGUGUGUUCCCAUUUAGCUCCAGCUCUGCUGUCUCUGUCCAGCUCCACCCCCAGAAGAUGCCCCUGGCCUCUGCUGAGCCCUGUUCACAGUGGAACUCUCAUAUGCUUUAUGCCUGAGAUCAGAGAGGAGCGACUUUAGUUUAAGUGGAAGCUUUUCACUCUUCAAGCUGCCCUGCACCCCACCACGCCCACUGAAGCCAGCUCUCCUGUCAGAGGCCCCACCACGCCCACUGAAGCCAGCUCCUCUGUUCGAGGUCCCACCGUGUGCACUGAAACCAGCUCCUCUGUUCGAGAUCCCACCGUGCCCACGGAAGCCAACUCCUCUGUCAGAGGUCCCACUGUGCCCACGGAAGCCAGCUCCUCUCUCAGAGGUCCCUGAAAUCAGAUCUCAGGCUUUGGGCAGGGAUCGGUGCUGAUGUAAGAGUUUAGAGAAGGGGGUCCCAGCACAAUCUGCUCUCUGCAUCGUGCCUUAUCCAUGGGAUUAUUACAUCAGGAGAAGACCGCCUUGUAAUGGGAGACCCCAAGACCCCAUACCCUGAAUUACCCUGCCCCUGGGAUAUUCUCCAGCUGAUGGGAUAGUACUGGCUAUGGGGGAAAUAGAUAAAAAGUUUAAAAAAAAAAAAGACAAUACAGUGUAGCACUGAAUUAAAUCUGCUGUUAGGUCCACCAACCCGAUCUUCUCGUGGGAAAAACUUUAAACCACUGGAGAGCCCACCCUGUCUAGGCGGUGUUGAGGACACCAGGAGACCUUGUCGCCCUACCCUAGCUUUGUAAGCCUGCAUACACUCGCUGCUGCCCUAGGCCUCGGCACUGAAGUGGCUACAGGCGUCCCCAGCCCUACCUGUCCAUGUUUUCACCUGGUCACGGCUAUACUCGUUCUUCUAGCAGUGUGGCGGUCGUGGGGUAUAGGAUGUGAGCAUGAGGAGAAAUGCUUGGAUCCCACUCCAAAUCAGUUCUCCUUUGCCCUGCUCCCUCUCCUAAGUCUACUGUAUCCUUGGAGCUGAAGAGUGGUGUAUUCAUGCUCGUGCACGUAUCUGAAGACAUUUCCUGUUGGGACUCUCCAGGGCUCUUGUGAUUUAUACACAGAUGGUUCCCAGCGUUUCCACUGCUCCAGGAUGGGGCCAUCCCAGCAACUAAUCGGACUUCCUGCCAAUGUCCUAACUCCCGGCCCUUUGUUAAGCAAUAUUGACAGAUUGGACUUUGUAUAAAGUAGCUUCCAAGUUUUAUAAUGCAUCAUUUUACAUCUUUCGUAAUUAAAAGCAGCACAAUAUGGUUGUA